This is a messenger RNA of Medicago truncatula (barrel medic), 3581 nucleotides long. Its product is annotated as filament-like plant protein 4. The coding region runs from base 259 to 3255 and encodes 998 amino acids. Lineage: Eukaryota; Viridiplantae; Streptophyta; Magnoliopsida; Fabales; Fabaceae. The transcript has 5 exons. The record is from RefSeq and is a predicted model, not a curated record.
GUUAUUUAUUUUUGUUUUAACUUUAUGGUAACAUCUAAGCUAAAUAAUUAAUAAUAGGUUUGGAACUUUAUAUAUAUUAUGAGCUGUCGGUGGAGAUGUUAAGCAUCCUAUGACAAAUAUCCGUUCAAAGUACUUUUUCUAGCAACUUACCAGCCAUUCUCAUUUUCUCAUUUCUUUCACUUUCACCUUCCAACUACAUUUUCACACCAAAACUUGUUAAAGUCUUCUUCAUGCUACGUUUUGCAAGAAUCUGAAAUCAUGAAUCAUAAGCCAUGGCAUUGGAGGAAAAAAUCUAUGGAGAAGACAAUCUUUGCAGCUGACAAAGUUGUCAGUCCUUCUCAAAUUAUUGAAAAAGAGGCACACGAUCUUUCAACAGAUAAGGAAAGUGGAUCAAAAAGAUCAUCGAGAAGUCUAAACGAAAAGUUGGCAAAAGUCCUCGUUGAUUCUCCUGUUGGAGUAAAAUCUGACGAAGAUUUAGACAAAAAAGUGCAUGCUGAAAUUGUUGCUCCUUCAGAUGAAACACUGCAGGAACCUUUGCAGCCUUUAAGUUGUGUUGAAGAAGAACAAGAGCAAACACCGUGUGUCGUCAUUCCAAAUAUAUCAAAAGAGCAUGAGAAGAUUCAGAAAGAAUUAGAAGAGAAACUUACAGAAGCAAAUAAAAAGAUAGAUGAGUUAACUGCUAAGAAUACUUGUCUAUCUAAUGCUUUACUCUCCAAAGAGGAAUUGAUUGGGGACCUAUUAAGAUGUAAACAAGAAGCAGAUGAAGAGUUUAAGACUCUGAUGACAAGGUUAGAUUCCACAGAAAAGGAGAAUGCAUUACUAAGAUAUGAGUUUAACACGUUGGAGAAGGAACUUGAGAUACGGAAGGAGGAGAUGGACUAUAGCCGUCAGUAUGCAGAUGCAUCACACAAACAAUAUCUUGAGAGUUCUCAGAAAGCCUCAAAGUUAGAAGCCGAGUGUCAGAGACUCCGCCUCGUGAUUCAAAAAAGAUCUCCCGGUCUUGCUGGUUCGGUGAAUAGGAAGAAUGAAAUCGGAACAAUGAGAAAAGAGACAGGUAUGGUAAGAAAGAAGUUAAAUCCUAAUAGGGACAUGCUUUACAAAAAUAAUGAUGUUGGAAACUCUACACGAGUAUCCCAAAAGAGUAUCGGCUUGAUGAUCAAACAUAUACAGGAUAUGGAUGAAGAAAACAAGGCUCUCAAAAGAAUUUUAAACGAGAAAAACUCUGAACUAGAUUCUUCAAGAUUUAUGUAUGGUGAAACAGCAUCCAGGUUGUCACAGGCUGAGAUUCUUCUUAGAAAAUUUUCUGAAAAUUACAAGUCCAUGGAACUAGCAAGGUGUUAUCCUACAUCAAAUGAACUUCCUUCAAUGUCAAAUUUUGACAUUUCUAGUGAUGAUGAGGCUAUCUCUUCUGGAUCCUGGGCAAAUGCUCUUAUUUCGGAACUUGAAUAUUUACGAGUUUCGGAGGCUAAAAUUCAGGAGAACAAUAAAGCCAUAGAAGCUCAGGACAUGUACUCCAUGGAUGAUUUUGUUGAGAUGGAGAAAAGGGCUAUAGUUUCUGUUAAUACACCGAAAGAAGGAUACUUGUCCGAUGUAAGUGGGAGGGAGCUAGUGCCAGUUGAACAAGAUUUUGACCUCGGUGAGACAAAUAAGGAGAUCCAAUUCAAACAUACAACAAAUCAAAACCAAUUUGAUUGGCUUCAGAUUGUUUUGAAUGCCAUGUUGAAGGAAAAACGCAUAUCGAAACGAAGUCUCGAUGAACUAUUUGAUGACAUAAAAAUCGCAUUCGGGUGUAUAAAUCGCUCAAAUGCUCCUUGCAAAUCUGAGAUAACUCAAAAGUCAGUGGAUCAUGGAGAAUCUGAUUCUUUUCAUGUUAAAAGUUUCAGUGGUUUUACCGAAGCAGUCCAUAGAAUUAUCAAGCUCAUUGAAGGAAUUGCUCCGAAGUCAUUUAUCUGCAACAAUGGUCCAGAUUGCUUGGAGGAGAACCAGCAUUCAGUUUCAGACUUAUCUCCAUCACCUAAAUCCAAAGAUUACUUUGUUCAUGUUUUCCAAUGGAAGGUUUCAGACUUGAAUCCACUUCUGCAUCAACUUGUUCACACCUGCAAAAAUUUACUAACAGGAAGAGCUGAUUUUGAAAAUUUUGCUGAGGAAGUUGCAUUUGCUUUGGACUGGAGCAUUAAUAACUGCGCUAACUCCACAAAUGCGUCAAUUGCAAGGGAUAAGAUAAAGAAGCAUUUUAACAGUUUUCUGUCGGUAAAUGAAAAUGAAAAUCAAAUAGAUGUUGACGACAAACAAUCUUUCCGCACACCUUCAGAUGCACAUCCAGAUGAUAAGUCUGAUGAGAGUAAUCAGCAUGACUUCCUUGAAGAAAUUGGAAAAUUAAAAGAUGAUCUGAGGAAUACAAAAUCUGCUAAGGAAGACUUGGAAGAAAAGCUUCUGUCAGUAACUAAUGAGAGUGAGAAUUUGAAAAAACAGUGUCAUGAAGCACAAAAUAGCAUCAGAAGUUUAGAAUCGGAAAUAGAGACAUUGAAAGAAUCCAAAGCCAUUAUUGAAGAGCAGAUUGAAAAACAAAUGAUGAUAAAUGAAGAUCUUGACACACAGCUUACAAUAGCCCAGGCAAAGUUAAAUGCCAUCUUUCAAAAAAUUUCGUCGUUAGAAUUUGAAUUAGAGGAUAAAAAGAACUCGUGCGAGGAAUUAGAAGCAACAUGUCUUGAGCUUCAACUUCAGCUAGAAAGCAUUGCAAAGAAGGAAUCUCCAACAAAUGGAAGAUGUGAAGUCGAAAAGAUAUAUCGAACUGGCUGGGAGAUCACAACAGCUUCAUCAAAGUUAGCAGAGUGCCAAGAGAGUAUUGCCAACCUUGGGAAACAACUCAAAGCACUUGCUUCAUCUAAUGAAGCAGCACUUUUAGAAAAGGUUGUAUCCACGACUAGUUCUAUGGCCAUUCCAUCUCAGAAGAAGAACUUGAUCAAACGAUCCUCACUACUCAACCAUAUGCAAGCCGAGGAUGAUGUUAAAGAAGGGAUGCAUAAAUCUGUCGCAAAAGAAGAAAGCAAAAUUGCUGAAGAUGCACAACAGCCACCCCUUAUUCAAUCAGAAAAUGGAAGUGUUUUGCAAACAGAUAUGACUUCAAAGCAAAAUGAUAGGAGCAAUGCCAAAGGACAUCUAGCAAUUGUACCGAGGAGAAAACAAGGAGCCUUUGAUUUUCUGAGGAAGCUGUUUUUAAGAAGAAAGAAAGGGAGGAGUAGAGGAACAAGAUAGUAACAAAAACAUGAUUGAGAAUGGAAAUAAAGUUAAGCUCAGCAGCUAAUAUUCUUUCUAUCAUGUUUGAAUUUUAGUGCUCGACAGAUUUUGGUGUUUUUUGGGUGGCAAUGGCUUUUUUGAUUACUGCAGUUCGGAGCUGAGGCCAUCCUGUGAGAGGUUUUCUGUUGUAGAAAUUGCUGGUGUACAUAUAUCGACAUUGCUUUACUGGUAUUUCAGAUUAAACGCGCUGAUAUAUGUAAUGAGUUUGGUUUGCAAUAGUUGUUUUGUGUAAUGCUAAACAAAUAACAAGAAAAACUAACAAAAGAAAAUUAGUCUCAUUACCA